AUGGAGGUCGAAACGACCCCCGCUAACAACGCGAACGCCAACGGCUUCACCGUCGUCAAAUCGCGCAAAAAGGGCAAGAAACGCCCCGCUACGGACAGCGACCACGAAAGCGAGGCCGCCGCGUCAAACCGUCCCACCGCGACGCCCGCCAAAAAGGCAGCCGCGACGGCCCAGUCGGAACCGACAUUCGUCUCCGAGCGAAAAAUCAAGCCACCGCCGCCAAUUAUAAUCCAAGAAAAGGCAAAGUGGCAUCAGAUAUGUUCAUGGUUCGAACGCCAUAACAUACGAGACCCCCGGUCCAAGAAUACGCAUAUGGGUAUCCGCGUAUACCUCGAUUCUUCGGACGAUUUCCGCCGCGUAACGAAAUACUUGCGCGAAGCUAAGGGAUACCCCGUGCGUCGUCUCAGGCACCCUCGCACCCGUGUCCCUAUGGACAUGGUCAUGGUGGAACUUGACCCUACCCCGGAAGGUAAGGCCAUUUUCAACCUUAAGAGGGUCUGUGGGCUCAGUGACUUAGUCAUCGAGCCCCCACGCAAAUCAGGUGUUGUGGCACAGUGCCACAACUGUCAACAUUUUGGCCACACGGCCAAUAACUGCUUCGCUCACCCAAGGUGCGUCAAAUGCACCGGUGACCACGGCACAACCGAGUGCACGAGGCCGAAAGAUUGCGCAGAUCCACCGGACUGCGUAAACUGUCACACUACCGGCCAUCCGGCUAGUUAUAGAGGCUGCGCUAAGGCCCCGAAAACUCCCGCGAGAAAAUCUCCCGCGAAGUCUACGUUGCCCAAACCCGCGCCCGUUAAAUACAUUCCCGCGCCCGUACCCGUCACAAACGCCUGGGUGAAACCCCAGGUGGCCGCGCAGGUAACCGCGCCGGUCGCCUCACGACCGAUCGCACAACAGCUGCCCGCCUCUCAAACAGCGCCGCGGCCGCAGGUGCAGCCAACUCCGUCAGUUUUCGCGGAAAACAAGGACGACCCAUUCGCGCAAAUCGCUAAUAUUUGCAGCUUACUUGAUAGAAUCAAUAGGCAGGAACUCGCCGUAUUGUCCGCUAAAAUAGCGGCCGCCACAUCUGGCCACGAGCGUCUUAGGGCAAUUAGCCAACACAAAACGCCUUUCCAUAACAAUAGUCCGCGCAAUAAAACCGCGCUCCGCCGCGUCGUUAAA
This is a messenger RNA of Iphiclides podalirius (scarce swallowtail), 1167 nucleotides long. Lineage: Eukaryota; Metazoa; Arthropoda; Insecta; Lepidoptera; Papilionidae. The record is from the annotation of a GenBank genome assembly.